AUGCCUGAUCCAAACCUGUCCAAAUUAAGGCGGGGUCCAUUGCCAAUUUUUCCAGGAAAUGUAGUGCCUGGAUUGUCAGUCCAAUUGCCAAAUCUACCUUCUGCCUUAGAACAAGAUGAGGCCUUGCCUCUUUUUUCUGGACCUUACUCCGAUGCCAGUACCCCUUCUCUACCCUCUGCCUUAGAACAAGAUGAGGCCUCACCUCUUUUUUCUGGACCUUACUCUGAUGCCAGUACCCCUUCACAACAUAACAACAAUGCUUCUCAGGAUGAUGAUGACUCUUCUCAAGAUGUUGAUGACUCUUCUCAAAUCAAUGCCAACUCCUCAGAUGAGGACUCUGACUCCAGCUCAAUGUACGAUCCAAGUCCAAUAUCACUACCCCCACAUUUACCAUCAGGGCAGUCAGUCUCAGCACUAAAACCCCCUCCCCUUGCGGUGGUGGCUGAGCCUUCUUCAUCCAACUACACUUCUCCUAAAGGCAAAAAACCCAAAGUAUCCUGCCCUUCUGCCUGA
Molecule: messenger RNA, 513 nt
Organism: Laccaria bicolor S238N-H82
Lineage: Eukaryota; Fungi; Basidiomycota; Agaricomycetes; Agaricales; Hydnangiaceae
Exons: 2
Coding region: 1-513 (170 amino acids)
Source: RefSeq, a predicted model, not a curated record